GCGUGCGUGCGUGUUUGCGUGUGGUCACAGUUCCCGCCAUCAGCCGCUCUCCCUGACUAGGGGUAGCUAGCGGCCUCCCUCCUUUGGGUUCGGUAUCCCUACUUCCAUUACCCCCGGCUCCUCCCUCUCCGCGCGGGCUCCGUGCUUUCCGCGGGUCUCUCUGGGGGCUCCGGACCCUCGGCGCAGCUGAGUUGAUGGCUUCCGGAGAACUGGCAUAGCUGCAGAAUAUGAGUAGCAUCCCAAGAAGAGUGCUUUGCCUUUGGCACAAGGAUCAGAAUAAGGGUGAAUUGUUAUUACAUAGAGUUUUUCGGUAAAAGUCACUGAAAAUUAUUUGCCAUACAGUAACCAGAGACCUCCAACUAGGGGCCCCCAAACUGUAUACUGCCUGUAGAACCUGCCAGGUGAAGGUGCAUUUUUGCUUUUUAAUUUGGCUGGAAGCAAUUUAUUUUUAAAGAAAAUAUGUCUUCUCUGAAGAUACAUGGUCCUAUCAGAAUUCGAAGUAUGCAGACUGGGAUUACAAAGUGGAAAGAAGGAUCCUUUGAAAUUGUGGAAAAAGAGAAUAAAGUCAGCCUAGUAGUUCACUACAAUACUGGAGGAAUUCCAAGGAUAUUUCAGCUAAGUCAUAACAUUAAAAAUGUGGUGCUUCGACCCAGUGGAGCAAAACAAAGCCGCCUAAUGUUAACUCUACAAGAUAACAGCUUCUUGUCUAUUGACAAAGUACCUAGUAAGGAUGCAGAGGAAAUGAGGUUGUUUCUAGAUGCAGUCCAUCAAAACAGACUUCCUGCAGCCGUGAAACCUUCUCAGGGGUCUGGUAGUUUUGGAGCCAUUCUGGGCAGCAGGACCUCACAGAAGGAAACCAGCAGGCAACUUUCUUACUCAGACAAUCAGGCUUCUGCGAAAAGAGGAAGUUUGGAAACUAAAGAUGAUAUUCCAUUUCGAAAAGUUCUUGGUAAUCCGGGUAGAGGAUCGAUUAAGACUGUAGCAGGAAGUGGAAUAGCUGUUACUCGGACGAUUCCUUCUUUGACAUCUGCAUCAACACCUCUUAGAUCAGGGUUGCUAGAAAAUCGUACUGAAAAGAGGAAAAGAAUGAUAUCAACUGGCUCAGAAUUGAAUGAAGAUUACCCUAAGGAAAAUGAUUCAUCAUCGAACAACAAGGCCAUGACAGAUCCUUCCAGAAAGUAUUUAACCAGCAGUAGAGAAAAGCAGCUGACUUUGAAACAGUCAGAAGAGAAUAGGACAUCAGGGCUUUUACCUUUGCAGUCAUCAUCCUUUUAUGGUAGCAGAGCUGGAUCCAAGGAACACUCUUCUGGUGGCGCUAACUUAGACAGGACUAAUGUUUCAAGCCAGACUCCCUCUGCCAAAAGAAGUUUGGGAUUUCUUCCUCAGCCGGCUCCUCUUUCUGUUAAAAAACUGAGGUGUAACCAGGAUUACACUGGCUGGAAUAAACCAAGAGUGCCCCUUUCCUCUCACCAACAGCAGCAACUGCAGGGCUUCUCCAAUUUGGGAAAUACCUGCUAUAUGAAUGCUAUUCUACAAUCUCUGUUUUCACUCCAGUCAUUUGCAAAUGACUUGCUUAAACAAGGUAUCCCAUGGAAGAAAAUUCCACUCAAUGCACUUAUCAGACGCUUUGCACACUUGCUUGUUAAAAAAGAUAUCUGUAAUUCAGAGACCAAAAAGGAUUUACUCAAGAAGGUUAAAAAUGCCAUUUCAGCUACAGCAGAGAGAUUCUCUGGUUAUAUGCAGAAUGAUGCUCAUGAAUUUUUAAGUCAGUGUUUGGACCAGUUGAAAGAAGAUAUGGAAAAAUUAAAUAAAACUUGGAAGACUGAACCUAUUUCUGGAGAAGAAAAUUCACCAGAUAUUUCAGCUACCAGAGUAUACACUUGCCCUGUUAUUACUAAUUUGGAGUUUGAGGUUCAGCACUCCAUCAUUUGUAAAGCAUGUGGAGAGAUUAUCCCCAAAAGAGAACAGUUCAAUGACCUCUCUAUUGACCUUCCUCGUAGGAAAAAACCACUCCCUCCUCGUUCAAUUCAAGAUUCUCUUGAUCUUUUCUUUAGGGCCGAAGAACUGGAGUAUUCUUGUGAGAAGUGUGGCGGAAAGUGUGCUCUUGUCAGGCACAAAUUUAACAGGCUUCCUAGGGUCCUCAUUCUCCAUUUGAAACGAUAUAGCUUCAAUGUGGCUCUCUCGCUUAACAAUAAGAUUGGGCAGCAAGUCAUCAUUCCAAGAUACCUGACCCUGUCAUCUCAUUGCACUGAAAAUACAAAACCACCUUUUACCCUUGGUUGGAGUGCACAUAUGGCAAUUUCUAGACCAUUGAAAGCCUCUCAAAUGGUGAAUUCCUGCAUCACCAGCCCUUCUACACCUUCAAAGAAAUUCACCUUCAAAUCCAAGAGUUCCUUGGCUUUAUGCCUUGAUUCAGACAGUGAGGAUGAACUAAAACGUUCAGUGGCCCUCAGCCAGAGACUUUGUGAAAUGUCAGGCAACGAACAGCAGCAAGAAGACCUGGAAAAAGAUUCAAAAUUAUGCCCAACAGAGCCUGACAGAUCUGAAUUGGAAAACUCAGGAUUUGACAGAAUGAGCGAAGAAGAGCUUCUAGCAGCUGUCUUGGAGAUAAGUAAAAGAGAUGCUUCACCAUCUCUGAGUCAUGAAGAUGAUGAUAAGCCAACUAGCAGUCCAGAUACUGGAUUUGCAGAAGAUGAUAUUCAAGAAAUGCCAGAAAAUCCAGACACUAUGGAAACUGAGAAGUCCAAAACAAUCACAGAGCUGGAUCCUGCCAGUUUUACUGAGAUAACUAAAGACUGUGAUGAGAAUAAAGAAAACAAAACUCCAGAAGGAUCUCAGGGAGAGGUUGAUUGGCUCCAGCAGUAUGAUAUGGAGCGUGAAAGGGAAGAGCAAGAGCUUCAGCAGGCACUGGCUCAGAGCCUUCAAGAGCAAGAGGCUUGGGAACAGAAAGAAGAUGAUGACCUCAAAAGAGCUACCGAGUUAAGUCUUCAAGAGUUUAACAACUCCUUUGUGGAUGCAUUGGGUUCUGAUGAGGACUCUGGAAAUGAGGAUGUUUUUGAUAUGGAGUACACAGAAGCUGAAGCUGAGGAACUGAAAAGAAAUGCUGAGACAGGAAAUCUGCCUCAUUCCUACCGGCUCAUCAGUGUUGUCAGUCACAUUGGUAGCACUUCUUCUUCAGGUCAUUAUAUUAGUGAUGUGUAUGACAUUAAGAAGCAAGCGUGGUUUACUUACAAUGACCUGGAGGUAUCAAAAAUCCAAGAGGCUGCCGUGCAGAGUGAUCGAGAUCGGAGUGGCUACAUCUUCUUUUAUAUGCACAAGGAGAUCUUUGAUGAGCUGCUGGAAACAGAAAAGAACUCUCAGUCACUUAGCAUGGAAGUGGGGAAGACUACCCGUCAAGCCUCGUGAGGAACAAACUCCUGGGUUGCCAGUGUGCGCUGCAUAUUCUUACUGCUGCCCACCUCACCUUUCCUCUGCUGAAGGAGAAUUUGGAAUUCUGCUUGAUGCGGGAGCAACAAACAGCUCAGGGCCAAACCAAAAGACAAAAAUUGGAGUUACAUAGAAUGCUCCAUGCUAUUUUAUGGAAACUUUGGUCUCACAUCUGUAGCUGAUUAUCCUCUUUUUCUCCUAUAAGAGUGGCACUUCCUUUUGUCUUAGGAAUACAUGUUGUAAAUAUAUAUCUGUGUGUGUGUGUGUGUGUGUGUGUGUGUGUACACACACACACACACACACACACAGGAUGAAUGGAGCCUUAAAGAGUUAGGAUGAGCCCCCAGAAUAUGCCUGCUCAAAAUUAAUAGCACAGCAGUUUGGAGAAGAAAUGAAGGUGUCAAAGAGUCCAUUCACCUGAGAAAUGUGUGAAGAUGUACUUAUCAGUUGGCUUUUAACUUUUAUGUUCCUUGAGUAGUUUCACUCAAGUCUGUAACCUUUUGUGUGUGUUUCCUUAUUAGUAAAGUUCACUGGAAAGCCAGCUCUUCAUGUUACACUAAUGACAGUUUGUUCUCUUUGCAAGAGAGGGGCAUUGCUGUCACCUAACUUGAGGAGCUUUUUUUGUUGUUGUUGUCUGCAAAUUUCAUGAAUUUGUGAUGUCUUUGCUGUUUACAUGCAGUCCCAAGAAAUGGAUUGUUGGUGCUUUGGAAUAUGUUACAGUCCCACAUUUGAUAUUCUUCAUAAUUCUUCAUAUACUUUGUUCUCUCUAAGGAGAUUUCUUCACACAGUAUGUUCAUCAUAUAUCAUCAUCAUUAUUUUGGUGGUAAAGAUAGAAUCUUUUUUCUUUUUUUUUGUCAUUCUACCAUGGAGCAGCAUUACCCUAAUGGAUUGCAACCAGAACUUUAAACAGGUAGAAAGAUAUUUCUCCAAUUGGAACUCCGCAACAGGAAUACUUAGGGAUAAGGAAGAAUGCUAGCAUCUCUUUCUCUCAAAUAUAGGGAGGAUAAGAAGAGUGUUCUUCUGAUAAAGCUCAAAUAUAGGGAGGAUAAGAAGAGUGUUCUUCUGAUAAAGCUAAAAUUCUGGACCACUAAAGCUAAAAGCCCUAUUGCAAGUAUGAAAUUAAGUACUUGAGCUAUAGGACAAACCUUGGGCAUUUAACCAUUUACUAUCUGGCUUUGCCCUUAAAAUAGGAUUGCAAUUAAAAUGUGAUUGGCUUAGGUAAUCCCAAGAACUAAAAAAUAACAAAGGUGCGUAAUAUAUUUAUCUACUUUUUAGUUGCUCUGAGUUGAGGCAAAGUAGAGCGGCAACAUUAAGUGCUAUGCUAGUCACUUAGCUGACAUAACCAGCUUGGUUAAGCAGCUUAUGAAACCGUAUAAAGAAUUGUUUUGAGGAUGGAAUUCUGUCCACAAAAUAAUUAUCUGAGCCCAGAUAUCAUUAGGAUCACACAGAGUUAAGUGUAGCAAAAUGAAACCAUCGUUGUAUUAUUUCAUGAUUUUUCUUUUAUUAUAAACAAGGGAUUAUUCUUUAGUUCUCAGAGGUAGGGACAAACCACAUGAGGUUUUCAGAAGGAAAAAACAUUUAAAAACCCACCAUCACUUGAGAGAAUCGCUUGAACCCAGGAGGCAGAGGUUGCAGUGAGCCGAGAUCACAUCAUUGCACUGCAGCCUGGGUGACAGUGAGAUUCCAUCUCAUAAAAAAAAAAAGAAAAGAAAAAAAAAAACACACAAAUCAUCAUCACAGAAGAUGCAACAUAUUUUCUGAAAGAUUGCCUUAAGAGAGCUCCAGCCCUACUCUUGGAACUUGGAUGUAUUCUAAUAUAGUAAUAACCUAGUCUAAGUUUUGAUUCUUUGAAUUAUAUAUGGCCUCACCAGUUUUGCUUAACUACUGAUAAAUGUUUUGCCUCCUGCCAUCUACCUAUAUACAUUAUUGUAAUGAAUGUUCCAAAAUGGUAGAGUGGUAGAAAAUGCCAGAGUAGUUUAGAGCAGAGGAAAAUAUUUGUUUUAAAACUAGCUUUAAAAUUUUGUUUCAUUUCUACCAGGAGACUCUUUGGUUUGGUUUGAUUUUGCUUGGAAAUAAUUGGUUUUCUUAUAAAUGAGUGAAGUGGUGAUAAAAUUCUUUGGCUAGUUAUUAAUUAUUUUACCUGUCUUUGCAUUUGAGAGGCACUGUUAAAAAUUAUUGGGAAAGAUUUAAAGUGCAGGCUGCAUUAAAACAUGGAGAAAAAUAGAAAUAAUGCCAUAAGUCUAGAUUGCCUCACGAAGCAGCCUCAUUUGAAUUGCUUUCAUAGCUUUCAUAUGUGUAUGGUUUAGAAGUACACUUACCUCAGAAACCUGAUUUGAUCUCUUGGGCAGGAGUUGUUGAAAUAGGUUAUGGGAAUAUAUAAGUUAUCUCAUUGCUCAUGUACUUGCAUGUUUGGGACUCAAAUUUUACUUGAUGUCUGUCCAUUCUUGUGGCCCUGUCAGCCUUCUCCUUCCUUUACUCCUUUAAUCUAUUUCUUUGACUACCAAUGGAGAUUUCAGCUGGACUAUGUUGAUGGGGCUUGUUGUUUUUUUUGAGCUGGCUGUAUAUAUUUUAAAAUUAUAAAUAGAUAAUAUAUUAUUUUUUGCACAUUGUUAUCAGUUUGCCCAGAAUUGGGGAUAGGGCAGUUAGCAUGUUGGGGCCAGGAAGGGACAAGUUAGAUAAGGACUGAGUGCUUCCGUUGCAGGCAGUUUGCACAAUACCUAAUUAACCUUCCUAUUGAAAAUACCAAAUGUGUGGUUACAUUACUUUAAAUGACAUUGAAUUGGAACUUGAUGGCAAUUAGUUCUAGAUACAGCAUUUUGAUCUUUGUUGGAAUUUUAAGGGAAAAAUAAACUACAUAUUUGUUUAUUUUAAUCCCCUAAUAGUACUGAAGGUUGGAAAGUUGCAUGUAGCUGGAUGCUGUUAAUUUCUUUAAUAGCCAUGACUAUAAUUUAAGCCUAUGAGAAGAUAGACUGUUGUAUAGGGAUAUAUUCACAUGUGUGUGCACACUCAGGAGUUUUGUCUCAGCAGGAUAGAAUAAGCAAAUCCAUGAAUUGGUCUUCUGUUAAUACUUUGAUUCUAAAAAUUAUUUGUUUACUUGCUAUGGUCUGUUCAUUCUGGGCCUAACUUUAAAGGCUCAAUAACAAAUACAACAAAUGUAAAUAUGUUUACAUUUUAAGACGUAUGCAGUGGUACUUACAGAUCAGUUAAUUAACUCCAGAAAGCAAAUGUUAGACUACACAUUUAUUUUUCUCCUUGAUCAAGUGUAAAAUUCUGAAACAGAGGCUUUAAAAUAUAAAACCUCAGCAAAAUAAUCCAUGAAUUUACUGAUUCUUCUAUAUCGUGUAUAGUUACCAUUAUGUAACUGUACACGUGUACAGCUACGGAUAUAGUUGUAUAUCCGUUGAAAAUUAUCUGCAAACACCUAAAUUAAAGAGAGAAAAAAAGUAGUUUGUAAACUCAUUUGUGGUCUACUGAAAAGAGGUUAUAUUAAAGCAAAUAAAAAUAUUUUCCUUCUCUGUCCUCUGAAAUGAUUGCAGUGGAUACUCUUAGUUAUCCCAUUUUGUGGGGGUGGAGGGCCUUUUUAAUUUAAUUGACCCCCCGAGGUGGUCUUUUGUUUUAAACGGGCGGGGGCGGGGAGGAAACAGCUGGAUCUCCAAGUACAUGUGGAUUUUGUAUAUAUAGGAGAUUUUUAGAAAAAUCAACAACCCCUCACCAGAUGCAAGUCACAUAAAAGCGUUCCAAUAAAAUGGAUGAAUGUCUUUUUCCUCCCCAUUUUGCUUUAUACUGAGUAUUGCACUCUUGCAAGUGUAUGCAAAAACUAAAUAGACUUCUGCCCUCCUCUUUUUAUUGCAUUACUUCAAAAUUCUAAUUUUGUCUCUACUGAUAUGUCUUAUUAACAUCUGAAAAAUAUAUAUAUAUAUUUUAUUGGAAAAUUCUAGUUUGUUAGGCCUUGAAAGUUUUGUGACAGUUAUUUUGCUGUAUUUCACCACAAUCAUUCACCUUAUGGCAUGCUUUGAUUACUAGACUUCAGGCAGUCUCAUUCAUUGUAUCAUACUUACACACAAUAGUAAGUUGUCUCCAUGUGUGCUAUAUGUCUGAGGUGUAUGGAGUUUUUAUUUAAAAAGUGUGCCAGGCUGAAUAUAAGCAUUUGAUUUUGUAACAUUGGACUUUUCUUAAAAGUAUAGAGGUUCAAAGUAUAGGUAUGUCCAUUGGCAUAAGAAUAGAGAGGGUGAGGGUCUGGACCAGCAUCCAGGUUUGUCCAGUCAGACGCCAGAAACUGGUCUUCAAAAAUAGCGGGCCUGUGUGAAGAGUGAGACCACAUGUGGGUGUGCACACCUCUUGUCCCCAGGUGUCCCUCCCUUUGAGCUUAUCCUUCCCUCCCUAACUUCUCUGGCCUAUUGUCAUUGUUGUUUCUUUACAUUUAAGGAGAGAAAAACAAAAAUGAGAUUCGUACACUUUGCCUAAUUGAGCCACUACCAGGUUUUCUGGCAGCUGUGGCCACAUUAUUUGUGAGGUGAUUUUUUUCUUUAUGUUCAGAGUGACUUCUGAUUCUGAUUCUUUAUAUUUUGUAUGGAGCGGCACUUUUAUCUGUGUUUUAGCAGAACUGUUCCUCUGUAUUCUUUACGGUUUUUGUUUGUUUUUGUUUCCUUUUUAAAUUAUGCAUAGAGUUUUUUUGUGUGUAUGAAAUUAAAGCCUUUAUUAACCUUC
This is a messenger RNA of Rhinopithecus roxellana (golden snub-nosed monkey), 8133 nucleotides long. RefSeq names its product ubiquitin specific peptidase 37 (gene USP37). The transcript has 26 exons. Gene Ontology annotation, biological process: G1/S transition of mitotic cell cycle; protein deubiquitination. Gene Ontology annotation, molecular function: cysteine-type endopeptidase activity; cysteine-type deubiquitinase activity. The coding region runs from base 460 to 3405 and encodes 981 amino acids. The record is from RefSeq and is a predicted model, not a curated record. Gene Ontology annotation, cellular component: nucleus; cytosol. NCBI's taxonomy places the organism in Eukaryota, Metazoa, Chordata, Mammalia, Primates, Cercopithecidae.